AUGCGUGUGAAAGAAUGUAUUUGUUUAAUGUUAUUUAUUUGUAUUUUUUUUAUUAUUGUUAUUUAUAUUUUUGGUCGAAGUGAUUCAACAGUUGAGAUGGGCUCGAAAUGGUCUUCGCCGGAUGCAUCAAUAUCAUCAUCGGAUUUGUCAGUUGCUGAUCAUAUUCAACAGUUAAUUCACAAAUAUCCAGUUGUGGUUUUCUCAAAAUCUUAUUGUCCUUAUUCAUCAAAAGCAAAAAGUAUUUUAGCGAAAUAUGAUUUAGAUAAAAAUUAUCAUGUACUUGAACUUGAUCAUUUAUCAUUAAAAGCCGAUGAAUAUCAAAAUGAACUUGGAAAAUUAACAGGUGCACAAACUGUACCAAGAGUAUUUAUCAAUGGUAAAUGUAUUGGUGGUGGCGAUGAUACGGUGGCUUUAGAAAAACGAGGCGAUUUAGAACGUUUAUUAAAAGAAGCUAAAGCUAUUUUCUAA
Molecule: messenger RNA, 468 nt
Organism: Rotaria socialis
Lineage: Eukaryota; Metazoa; Rotifera; Eurotatoria; Philodinida; Philodinidae
Source: the annotation of a GenBank genome assembly